AUGCCCAAACGCCAACGACACUAUUCCAUCUUCUCGCCACCGUCGCUCGCGAUGUCAGAGCUCGUAAAGACGACGCUGGACCACGAUUCCACCGACAUGCUCAUCGAAAAGUGGCUCGAGCACCGUAGCAGUGCCCAUGACGCCUAUCAUGAAUGGUUCAGGGACAUCCGGGAGCGCCAACUUCACCACCGCGUCAGCUCGCAUACCAGGCAGAUAAUAGCCUGGAAUAAAGGAGAAUUUGUCCCGGAAAACAUCUUCUGCCGCACGGUCGACACAGGCAGGCUGAUUCCUCUCGAUAGGACAUGGACCACCCAUGUCUAUCAUCACCAUACCAUGUCUGAGCGGAAACUAUCCAUGCUUCCAGUCGUAUUCACCAUGCUUCCAGAACUCAUGCUAUUACGAGGAAUGCACGACACGGGCUGCGACGAAGUCUACAUUAUCGUAACGGACCUCAAGCGGCAGGAAAUGGACGAUGUCACCGAAUACUUCAAGCUCGUGUGUCGAUAUUGCUUUGGGUGUCCCUGUAAACCCAGUAUCGAGCGGAGGAUCCAGUAUGAACAUAUGCGGCUAAGCCAUACAUUACUGCGACAAAGAAGGACGCCUUGUUUUCCUCAAAUCGACCUCACACUGCGCGCCAUCCUCUACGAAAAACGGCCCCGGUUCCUCGUACUCUUCUCCCACCAAACGACUUCGUACUCCCAAAUCUUCUUCACUCAUCCAUCCUAUGUCCCCGACGAAGAGAUCUUCUACGACUACCCCACUGGCUGCCCAAACCCAUGCUGCACCGACGACUGCGAAAUGAUUCGAUUUCCCCGCCGAGGUCUCUCUACCGCGCCCGUCCUCCAAAUCAAACUCCAGACAAAGAACGGAAAACGUCGAGGAAUCAAAGUGAAAUCCAAAGAGAUGUGCAACUGGAUCGACUGUGAUGUCUGCUUCGGAGAGACUGUCAUUUCGUCGUCAUCGUCAGGGUCGGAUUCGAACUCGUCGUCUGGAGGAUCACAUUCGAGCUGCAGUGAUGGAUCGGAUGAUGGCACGUCGUCCGUUUCGACAACGAAAAAGGUCAACUUUGGGCAGGUUUGCAGCAAGUGCAAACUUGUCAAGUAUUGUUCACCAGAGCAUCAAAGGAUGGACUGGGAGGAACACAAGAGAGUGUGUGUUCGAAACUAG
Messenger RNA from Coprinopsis cinerea okayama7#130, 1167 nucleotides. RefSeq lists its product as hypothetical. NCBI's taxonomy places the organism in Eukaryota, Fungi, Basidiomycota, Agaricomycetes, Agaricales, Psathyrellaceae. Bases 1 to 1167 code for a protein of 388 amino acids. The record is from RefSeq and is a predicted model, not a curated record. The transcript has 3 exons.